AUGAAGAUUGCUCAGUGUAUCGCUGUUCUAGCCAUGGCCGCUGCUAGCCUGGCAACCCCCACUCCUGCCAAACGUGAAGCUAGUGUUGACAUCGAAAGCUAUCCUUACGACUUUGGGUUCCUAGAGGAGAAGAGAGCACCAGCUGCGGAAAAACGCGCCGUUGAUAUUGAGUCUUACCCUUAUGACUUUGGCUUCUUGAGCGAAGAGAAACGUGAUACCACGGAGAAGCGAAAUGUUGAUAUUGAGUCUUAUCCCUAUGACUUUGGGUUCUUGGCCGACGAGGAGUAA
Molecule: messenger RNA, 288 nt
Organism: Penicillium daleae
Lineage: Eukaryota; Fungi; Ascomycota; Eurotiomycetes; Eurotiales; Aspergillaceae
Exons: 7
Coding region: 1-288 (95 amino acids)
Source: RefSeq, a predicted model, not a curated record